This is a messenger RNA of Poeciliopsis prolifica (blackstripe livebearer), 735 nucleotides long. RefSeq names its product bublin coiled coil protein (gene bbln). The transcript has 2 exons. The record is from RefSeq and is a predicted model, not a curated record. Bases 252 to 560 code for a protein of 102 amino acids. NCBI's taxonomy places the organism in Eukaryota, Metazoa, Chordata, Actinopteri, Cyprinodontiformes, Poeciliidae.
UGUACAAAUAUUAGACAGCUGGUUGAUCGGAUAUACGGGGCUUGUUUUGACUUUUUUUUUUCUUUUAGAACAGUAAUAUAAUCCGUAGACAAGUUUAGAGUAUACAUCAAAAAUCGAACUCCUUGUCAAUUCAGAUAAAUUUAACCCAAUCAACUCCGAAUAACAGCGUCUUCUCUAAUGACACUUCCUGCUAGCUGAAGGUUAGCAGCAAUAGUUUUUCUUUAAGCUAACAAGAGAAGGACUUUAAAAACAUGUCUGGACCAAAUGGAGACCCAAACAUCUCCAGUGAAGAUGGCAUCAUCAACGACGACGACGAAUUUGGUGAAGAAGAAUACGCCGCGAUCAACAACAUGCUAGAUCAAAUCAACUCCUAUCUUGAUGACCUGGAGGAGCGCAACGACGCACUUAAUGGAAAACUGCACGAACUGCUGGAGUCAAAUCGGCAAGCCCGUCUGGAUUUCAGGGCGCAGCUCACUGGCUCUCCAACCCAAGAGGAGCAUCACGCCGUGGAGCAGGAAUCUUUACCAAGCGAGCGAAACCAACGUGAAGAAAAUCAGUGACAAGACCAAAGAAAUGUGACAGGACAGAGAAGAUCAGUGGAUUUGAGUUGCUAUAAAUUCUGGUUUCCCUUAACAAACUUGGGAAAAUCCAAUCAAAUGUGUUGCUGCUGUAAAAAGUUACAUUUAUCCAGAUAUCAACUCAAGUUAGAUUCUAUUAAAUAUUAACCAUGCUUCA